This is a messenger RNA of Colletotrichum godetiae, 1065 nucleotides long. RefSeq names its product ferritin-like domain-containing protein. Bases 1 to 1065 code for a protein of 354 amino acids. The transcript has a single exon. The record is from RefSeq and is a predicted model, not a curated record. Lineage: Eukaryota; Fungi; Ascomycota; Sordariomycetes; Glomerellales; Glomerellaceae.
AUGCUACCUUGGUCUGCCACAGCAGCACCAACGCCGGAUCCGGAAGCACAGAAACUCGCCGAUCGAACAUACGGCCCCAUCCCGGGACAGUCGACUCUCUUCAGCGACUACAAGGGCAAAGCGCCUCCAUUCCCGGGCAAUAUUACUACACCGAUCCUUCCUACAGCUUCUGGGGACCCGGGGCCAGACGACCAAGUCUGGCAAAAUCUUCUGUCAGCCGAGUGGGCUAUCUUCAGCUUCUACCAACAGGGCGUCGAAGCCUUCAACACUUCGUCUUUUGUCGCUGCUGGCUUCCCAAACACGACCUACGAUCGCAUCACGGAGAUCCGUAACAACGAAGCGGGACAUCUGCGCAUCUUCCAGAACCAGAUCUCCAACACUAGUGUCAAGCCGGGGUCAUGCAAGUACGAGUAUCCAUUUGUGGACGCCACGAGCUUCUUGGCAUUGACCACGUACCUCGAAGUCGCCAGCAUGGCUUUCUUGACCGGUCUGGUCCAAGAACCUAAGAGCGAGGCCGCGCGUGGCGCCAUGGUCGCUAUCGCAACAGUAGAGUCGAGGCAUGAGACCUGGUCGUUGCUGGACGUCUGGGGGGCGAACCCGUUCUCUGGACCGAGCGAUACUGUGUUCCCCUACGCCAACGAGAUUCUCGACCUGACAAAUGCCUUCAUCGUGCCGGGAAGUUGUCCAUCCACGAAUCCGGAGUAUCCCAGCCCGAACCAGCACCUUCCGGCCAUGUCAGCCGCGACUGGGACAAAAUCUAUUGCUCCGGGGGCCGAUGUAUCGUUCAACUUUACGAACGCGGCUGAUCAGCCAGAGUUUGACGACGGAAAGAGCUACUACGCGGUUUUCUUUCACGCCGUUGGAAAUACUAGUGUCUCGGUUGAUGUAUCAGGAUGGGAACCUGGGGAACUUGUCAACGUGACAAUUCCAGCCGAGUUCGAGACCAAGGGAAUUAUCAUCGCCGUGUUGGCAGAUUGUCCAGGAGCUCCUGAAUUGCAUACGGUUGUGGCUGGACCUAGCAUCUUACUGCAACAACCAGCAACCAUUGGUCUGCUUCUGGCUUGA